This is a messenger RNA of Rhea pennata, 3513 nucleotides long. RefSeq names its product IQ motif and Sec7 domain ArfGEF 3 (gene IQSEC3). The transcript is spliced from 16 exons. Bases 1 to 3513 code for a protein of 1170 amino acids. Gene Ontology annotation, molecular function: protein binding; guanyl-nucleotide exchange factor activity. The record is from RefSeq and is a predicted model, not a curated record. NCBI's taxonomy places the organism in Eukaryota, Metazoa, Chordata, Aves, Rheiformes, Rheidae. Gene Ontology annotation, biological process: actin cytoskeleton organization; regulation of ARF protein signal transduction.
AUGGAGAGCCUGCUGGAGAACCCGGUGCGCGCCGUGCUCUACCUGAAGGAGCUCACCGCCAUCGUGCAGAACCAGCAGAGCCUCAUCCACACCCAGCGCCAGCGCAUCGACGAGCUGGAGCGGCGCCUGGACGAGCUGAGCACCGAGAACCGCAGCCUCCGCGGGCAGCAGCCGCCCCCCGCCGAGCCCGCGGCGGCCCCCGCGCCGCCCCAGGGCCCCCCGCCCGAGCUGCCCCCGCCGGCGCCGCCGGGCCAGCCCGACCCGCUCCAGCACCACCAACAGCUCCCGGCGCAGCAGCAGCAGCAGCAGCCGCAGCCGCAGCAGCAGCAGCAGCAGCCCCCGGGCAAGCAGGCAGCGGCGGGCCCCGGCGGCGGCCGGGCGCCCGCGCACCAGCACCCCCCGCUCCAGCCCCACCAGCACCCCGCGGAGAAGGACGGCAGGGAGAAGGGCUGCUGCGCCGCGCUGCUCCAGCACAAGCCCCCCCCGGCCAUCGGCAAAGGCGUCCUGAGCAGGAGACCGGAGAAUGAAACUGUUUUACACCAGUUCUGUUGCCCAGCAGCUGAUGCUGCUUCUGACUUAUUAAAUCAGUCAGAUGGAAUUAUCUCCAUAGCUGGUAGUUGGAAGCAAGAUACUUGCCUAGCUGCAAAUGCUGGCCAGGAAGGCAGGUCCGACACCCUGACGCUAAAAGCCCAGCAUGCGGAGCUCCAAGAAGAGCAGGCAGCGGGGUGUUCCCCUCUGGUGCAGAAGGCGAGCCUCCACCACACGGGCUCCCCAGUGAGAGUGCAGCGCAGCAAAGGGACGGCCUCGUGUUCCCAUGCGGCUGCCUCCGAUUAUGAGCUCUCCCUUGACCUAAAGAAUAAACAGAUUGAAAUGCUAGAGCACAAAUACGGAGGUCACCUGGUGUCUCGCAGAGCAGCCUGCACCAUCCAGACUGCUUUCCGGCAGUACCAACUCAGCAAGAAUUUUGAGAAGAUCCGCAACUCACUGCUAGAGAGCCGCAUGCCACGCCGCAUCUCUCUGAGAAAAGUCCGGGUCCAGAACUCAGAGAGCUUCUCUGCUGAGAAAGCCCUAGUAGAGGGAUACAACUUUGUGGGCAUUCCUUUGGUGAGGUCCCCAUCUUUGCCAGCCACCAUCAGUGGGGCACUGACGGAGCUGGAGGACUCCUUCACAGAACAAGUUCAGUCUCUGGCCAAGUCCAUUGAUGAUGCCCUCAGCACUUGGAGCCUGAAGACAAUGUGUUCUCUGCAAGAUGGGAGCUCAUACCAGAUCAGAGAGACCUUCAGUGCCAGCUCAAUGCAGCCAAGCCAAGACUUAGAAGCUGAGCUGCAGGAGAAGGAGAAGGAGGAAGGGAUCCUGUCAGACACCCUGCCCAAGAGCAGCAGUACUCUCAUGAUGGCCUUCCGGGAUGUCACUGUCCAGAUCGACAACAAGAACAUCUCUGUCUCAUCAUCUACCUCGGUGUCCAUGGCAAACUGCCUCAGCAGCAAUGGCCAGGCUGGGCUUUCUCAAGCCUCCAAGACUGAAGAACCCCCAGAAGAAGGGGAGGGAGAAGCCAGUGAGCCACAGACUGCCCCAGAGAGUUUACCUGAGUCCAGAGCUCUCCAGAACAGCCACACUUUCACUGAGGUGAACGUCAGCACUAAUGGAAUGGAGGACAGUAGUGCUGAGCCUGGACAGAUGGUAGUACAGAAGCUCCAGUUUGAUGCUAACAACGAGGUGGGGCAAAGCAAAGGCUCUGAGUCUGAGAAUGUGGACAACUCAGAGCAGCUGAGUAGCAGCAGCACUUCCACUUCAGCCAAGUCAGCCUCUGAGGUUUCCUCAAAGGAAGCACUGCAGGCAAUGAUCCUCAGCCUUCCACGAUACCACUGCGAGAACCCAGCUAGUUGCAAGUCCCCCACACUUUCCACAGACACCAUGAGGAAGCGCCUCUACCGCAUUGGGCUGAACCUCUUUAAUAUCAACCCAGACAAAGGGAUCCAGUUCCUGAUCUCCCGAGGCUUCAUCCCAGACACCCCCAUUGGGGUGGCACACUUCCUGCUCCAGCGGAAGGGCCUCAGUCGCCAGAUGAUUGGGGAGUUCCUGGGCAACAGCAAGAAACAGUUCAACAGGGAUGUCUUGGACUGUGUGGUGGACGAGAUGGACUUCUCGGGCAUGGAGCUGGACGAAGCGCUGCGGAAAUUCCAGGCCCACAUCCGCGUGCAGGGGGAGGCACAGAAGGUUGAGCGGCUAAUUGAGGCCUUCAGCCAGAGAUACUGCAUGUGUAACCCAGAUGUGGUCCAGCAGUUUCACAAUCCAGACACCAUCUUCAUCUUGGCCUUUGCAAUCAUACUUCUCAAUACGGACAUGUACAGCCCCAACAUCAAGCCUGACAGGAAGAUGAUGCUGGAGGACUUCAUUCGCAAUCUGAGAGGGGUGGAUGAUGGUGCUGACAUCCCACGGGAACUGGUGGUGGGGAUCUAUGAGAGGAUCCAGCAAAAAGAACUAAAAUCCAAUGAGGACCACGUGACUUAUGUCACUAAAGUGGAGAAAUCCAUAGUUGGAAUGAAAACGGUUCUCUCUGUGCCCCAUCGCCGACUGGUCUGCUGCAGCCGCUUGUAUGAGGUGACUGAUGUGAACAAAGUGCAGAAGCAGGCAGCUCACCAGAGGGAAGUUUUUCUCUUCAAUGAUCUGCUGGUGAUCCUGAAGCUUUGCCCCAAAAAGAAAAGUUCCUCGACCUACACAUUUUGCAAGUCAGUUGGCCUGCUGGGGAUGCAGUUCCAUCUCUUUGAGAAUGAAUAUUACCCCCAUGGCAUCACACUGGUGACUCCAGUUUCGGGUUCAGAGAAGAAGCAGGUACUACACUUCUGUGCUCUGGGUGCUGACGAAAUGCAGAAAUUUGUGGAAGAUCUGAAAGAGUCAAUAGCAGAGGUGACGGAGCUGGAACAGAUACGAAUUGAAUGGGAGUUGGAGAAACAGCAAGGGACAAAGGCUCUCUCAUUAAGGACCAACGGAGCCCAGAUGGAACUACAAUCUAAGCAAGGAUCUCCAACAAGCAAGAAGGAUUUGGGAGAGAAUGUCUCGGACAGCACAGUGGAGGUGUCAAUUCACAACAGGCUUCAAACGUACCAGCACAACUCCGCCCUGGGGCCCGAGAGUGGAAUGCAGCCCAGCAUGCGUCUUAAUACGCCACGGGAACGGCUGGAGACAGCACUGGUGGCCUCGCACCCCGCCUCAGCGGGGACACUUGUACAGUGCCAGCAGAUUGUCAAAGUCAUUGUCUUGGACAAGCCGUGCCUCGCUCGAAUGGAGCCGGCCCUCAACCAGACUCUGACACGCUAUGUCACCUCCGAUUCCUGCAGCUCCACCCCCUGGCGCAGCACAGGCAGUGGGCUCCCUGGGACCUCCAUGAAGCUAGUCCAUCAGCCUCCCCUCCCACCUCCACCUCCUCCUUACAAUCACCCACACCAGUAUUGCCCCCCCAGCUCCCUGCUUCAGAGGCGCAGGUACUCCAGUGGCUCACGCAGCCUUGUGUAG